This is a messenger RNA of Eriocheir sinensis (Chinese mitten crab), 390 nucleotides long. RefSeq lists its product as uncharacterized. Lineage: Eukaryota; Metazoa; Arthropoda; Malacostraca; Decapoda; Varunidae. The coding region runs from base 1 to 390 and encodes 129 amino acids. The transcript is spliced from 3 exons. The record is from RefSeq and is a predicted model, not a curated record.
AUGAGGUACGACUUGCCGACCAUGCUGCUGACGCCAACACCCGCGCCGCCGUCCCUGUUGGCCAUGGUCUUCUCCCCACCUCACGCCCCGGCCACCACCCCGCCCCGCUCCAUCAUCUCGCCGCGCCCUCCCCGCCCCAGCCACCGGAGACUCGUGUGGAGGUUCCUGCCCUCGCCCCUCGCCUCGGGCCGCCCCAAUGACUCCGACAAGCAGCACCGCACCCAACCUGUCUGGCCGCCACACGCACCUCCCACGGCCGCCUCCCUCCUCCGCCAGCCUGGCACACCAGUUCACUCGCCACCUCACCAGCUUCCUGCCGCUGUGGCUCCCGGCAUCCCCACCGACGCCCCCAACCCCCGCGGCAUCGGUAUCACCGCUGGCGUUUCCUGA